UCAUGGCCUGGGCCUGGGUCUGCACCAGCUGUUGCCGGCAGCUGGCUGAAGCGGUCCUGCCCACCUCCACUGGGGUUGGGGCCGAGGAGAGGACCCCUUUGCUGGGCCUUGCCCCUGCCAGCCUGUCCCCAGGGCCCUCAAUCCUGGGAGGCCCAGGUACCCCAAGCAGGGCUGGGUUCUCCUGCCCCCCUAAUGGCUUCGCUAGCAGUGACCCCCUUUUUGGUGGGUACAAGGAAGUAGGCCUGAGCACUGGUAGCAGCUCCACCUGGGGUCCUGGAGCCACUGGGGCCUCCUGGCCCACAGCCGUCCUUCUGGCCGACCUUGAGCAGGAUGCGAGGCAGGGGGAGUGUGCCCUUCCCAGGGCUGCCCCAGCAGGCCUGGCCCCACUGAAACCCGAAGCCGGCCAGAGCUCCAGCCCUGGGCUGACCAGCUGCAUGGGGGCGAGGAUAGUGGCAGAGGCCAGAACAGGGGACUCAGGCAGUGCCGAGCCUGAGCUGGAGAGCUGGCUGCCUCGCUGCCAUGGUGGUCCCGAGACUCCAGAGCCCAGAAGAGAGCAGCCUCCAACUGCACCAGGUGGGCUGUGGGGGGCAGCAAGCCAGGUGGUCAGCCUGUUGUGGGGGUAUCACUUGGCCUUAAUCCAGUGGUAGGGAGACCUUCAGGGUUUCUCAGAGGAAGGAGGAGGGGAAUGGAGGCUCUUGGGAACCAGCCAUGGUCCUUUGAAAUCUGAUAGGGGAUUGGGUACCCCUGGGACGUAACCUGGUGCUGAGGUACCUUCUGGGCAGGCAGGCUCCCGGUCCUGGGCGAGAGGGGUGGGAGCUGUGGCCACCUUUGCCUUUCUUCCCUGUCCCCCUUUCCCAUCCCUCUUAGCCCAGACUCGGAGUGCAGGCUGCCUGUCUGGGGCCGGGUAUCUGACUUCUCGCUUCUGGGGUCUUAGACCUCAAAACUGCUGUACCGUGCUGGGGGGAGCCCUUCUUGCAUCUGCUCCUAUUCCAGGAGCUUUCCCACAGCAAUGUCUUUCUCAAGGACCCAGUUAGGGGAAGUGCCUCAUAUCUGCCAUUCCUCUUGCUGCCUUUUGGAAGCUGACCAAGCACCGCCCUUCUCCCCACCCUCCUGCUUGUUUGUCAUAGAGUUAGCCUGAUUCUCCCUUUGGGGUGGCCGCUUCCUUUAGGGGCUUGGGGUAGCACUGCCUGGGGCUGCGGGCUCACUGGAGAGAGGUCCUUGUGUGUCCUUGUGGUUUUCCAGAAUUUUCCUUCAGGUCU
This is a messenger RNA of Panthera uncia (snow leopard), 1259 nucleotides long. RefSeq lists its product as uncharacterized. Lineage: Eukaryota; Metazoa; Chordata; Mammalia; Carnivora; Felidae. The coding region runs from base 3 to 647 and encodes 214 amino acids. The transcript has a single exon. The record is from RefSeq and is a predicted model, not a curated record.